UUUGCUUUCUCUUCCUUUUCUAUUUAAUACUCCAAUUUUACUUUCCUGGGGAAAGACUGGACUCAGUGUACAAUCUUUCCAAUCUUUCCACACAGUUCUUCUCUGCAUGCUGAGGAAGAUGCACGCUGCCAGGUGGCCGCUCCUUUUUACCCUGUGCCUCACAUGUGUGUCUUCAAAUGAUGAAAAAUCUUGUGGGGAUUCAGAAGACUUCUGUGAGAAGCUCAGUCUAUCCGUUUCAAUUGGCACGUCUGCGUUACUACCAUGCACCGCUCGACCAACCAGCUCCAAGUGGGUGACAUGGAGCCACGCUGCCACAGAGCAGGCAGAGAUGGUCCAGCUUUCAUCUGAAGGGCAUGUUAAGUUCCUGGACCCCAGAAAUGGUCGAGUCAAAGUCUUUCCAAACCAGCAAAGAGAUGGGAACUACUCCAUCAGAAUCGAUAAGCUUGAAAUAUCUGACCUAGGAUGUUACCGCUGUGGGUGGCAGUGUCUUCAAGUGCAAGUGAUGGAAAGUCGUGCAAGUACCGCCGACAUGUGGCCAGUCAUUUACAUCUGUAUUGGUGUGGCUGCACUCCUUCUGAUGGUUGUUGUCAGCUUCUACAUCUACUGGAAAUGCAUAGUUUGCAGUAAAAACAAAUCACAGGACAGUGCAGAGAUUCCCACCAUUGCAGAUCCCAGUGCUCCACCUAUGCCAGCAAUCAACGUACCAGUAGGUGUACAUGUGCGUGUACAACAGGCACCAGGAGCCUACGGUAAUAAUCUCGUCUACGAAAAUGAUAACCUGCGCCCAGCAAGUGCAGAACCCCCCAGAAAUCACUAUGAUUUACAUGGAGCUGUGCAGUAUCUGGACAGUAUUCAGCCUCAACAGCCCGGUCAAAGCAGCGGUGGGAUUUAUCCAAACUUGGAUCAGUUUCACUUUGAAAGGGUGGAAAGUCACAGAACCAGACAGAGAUUUCAUUUAGAGCUUUUCAGCAGAUUACGGCAAGCAAGUCUCAGUCGGCAUUAUUACGUUAACCAACGCGAUCUCCGCAAGCAACACGCCACGUCAAAGCAGGCGGGCAAUCAAAAGAGAGUUGGCCACGAGAGGAAGAAAAACAAAGACAACUGUGAAUACAAUAACCCGAUUUACAACACGAGCACAGACCAGCUCAACCGGCUGUAGAGAAUAAAGGACAGAGAUUUAAACUCCUUCCACAGUGAGGAUUACUGAUUUGUUUAUUUUAUUUCUUUGAAGUGAUCCAUGUCUUAUUGUAUUUGUUUGUAGUAUCACUGCACUUAUUUCACUCCCUGUACUGUUCUUGUUUCUGAACUGUUGUUAUGCUCUUUUACUAAAAUCAUCAUUUAUGGAUCUUCACAUAUAAUAUAUUUGCAGUCUGAAUGUACACACAUUCAGAGAUGUGUGUUACUUAAACUUAAUAAAAGAACCUGUAUGUACUAAAUUUGGUUUGACUUUUAUCACUGCAUGUUAAAGCAGAUCUACGGUGCUUUCACUGUCAGCGCUUGUACCUUCUGUCAUAGUAACAAUGAGAUUGCAUUGAUCUGGAUCCCAACUUUUCACUAUGUCACCAAGAAUUGCUGCAUCAUUGUGAAAACUAUUGCUAAGUAAAUAAAAGAGUGGCAGA
Molecule: messenger RNA, 1619 nt
Organism: Oreochromis aureus
Lineage: Eukaryota; Metazoa; Chordata; Actinopteri; Cichliformes; Cichlidae
Exons: 11
Coding region: 107-1159 (350 amino acids)
Source: RefSeq, a predicted model, not a curated record